AUGAUCGGCACCCAGCGUACUCUCGGUGUCGGUCCUCCCGGCUCUGCUCUCCUCUACACCAUCGCCUCUCCUGUCGGUCCUUACUACCCUACUGGCUUCAAGGCUGUCUCGUUGGAAGCAACUACAUAUGCUGUUCGUGCAUGGCCCGGUGGUGUCGGCAACAGCAAGCUCGGUGCAAACUACGCUCCUUGCAUUGUUCCUCAGAUGCAAGCUGCCUCUCGUGGUUUCCACCAGAACUUGUGGUUGUUCGAGGAGGGCGGUGAGGAAUGGGUCACCGAGGUCGGAACCAUGAACCUGUUUGCUGCCAUCGUCAACAAGGACGGAAAGAAGGAAUUGAUGACUGCUCCCCUGGAUGGAACCAUUCUCGAGGGUGUCACUCGUGAUUCUAUUCUCGAGCUUGCCCGUGAACGUCUCGUUCCCGAAGGCUGGGAAGUCAACGAGCGUAGAUUCUCUGUCAGAGAACUCGCCGAGGCAGACAAGGAAGGCCGCAUGCUCGAAGUCUUUGGUGCCGGUACUGCUGCUGUCGUCAGCCCUGUCCGCAACAUUGGCUGGAAAGACUCAAUGAUCAACUGCGGUCUUGAGGCUGACAAGGAGGCCGGCCCCAUCGCCCAGCGCAUGAAGGAUUGGAUUGAGGGCAUCCAGUACGGUGACGAGACUCACCCUUGGAGCUUCAAGAUCUAA
Messenger RNA from Aureobasidium musti, 681 nucleotides. The record is from the annotation of a GenBank genome assembly. NCBI's taxonomy places the organism in Eukaryota, Fungi, Ascomycota, Dothideomycetes, Dothideales, Saccotheciaceae.